AUGUAUUGCAGUGAUAAAAUAAUGAGCAGGCCAAUAAUAACAAAUUCUUCUCAUUUGCACAAAAUGACAACGACUCCAUCGAAUAACAUUCCAAACGAAAAUAAAUUAUCAUCAUCGAACUUUGCAACGACGACGCCGCCAACGACGCCAUCUUUAAAUAAUUCAAUCGUCAAUUCGUUUUUACACGGUGGAAAUUCUAGGGAAAAAAAUCAGGCUAAAAUGAACGGACCUGCCGUUUUUAAAAGUCAUCAAACAUUGACUCUAUCAUCUCCUACGGGAGAACUUCCGACGACGACGACGACGACACAAUUCGGUUUCAGGAGAAUUAACGGAAGUAGUAGUAGUAGUGAAAGUGCCGUGCAAAAUAGAAUAAGAAAUUUAAAUAAUAGAGAAAGUGUUCAAAAAAAUAAUAAUAAUAAUAAUAAUUCGGAGGGAGAACCCGAGUGUUCGGUGGUGUACAGGACGAAAAACACGACGACGACGGAAAGGAAUAGAAUAUUCAAUACAAUUAAACCGGAAAUACAAACAAACGGAGGAGAUGCGGAGAAAAAAUGGCAAAUGAAAUAUGAAGAUGCCGAAAGAAAAAGAAAAGAACUUUUAUCGGAAUCUCAAAAGCUAUCGAGAGAAAAAUCAUCAUUGGAACAAAAGUUGAAAAAAGUCGAAGAUGAAUACAGACAACUUAAAUUAGAUUUCAACGAUAGAACUCAUCAACUCAAUGAAUUAAGAAGAGUAUCCGAACAAGUUUAUCAAGACUACGACAAACUUAAUAAUAAAUAUGAAACGGAAACGACAACACUUCAUAAAGCACUCGAAGUUGCUUCCAAGUGGUACAAAGAAAAUAAAAAACUCAAACGCGAAAGUGUCGCUCUUCGAAGUUCCAUGUUACUCCCCUCGAAUUUUCAAUUAAUUAAAGAUGAACCCGACGGAGAAGAUUUGCAAGGUCAAGACGAAUUAGAAGAAUUGAGAAAAAACGUGCAAGGUGAGCCGUGCGAAGAAUUGAGUAAUCAAGUCGGCCAACUACAGUCGGAAUUGAACAAAGCAAGACUUCAAGAAUUCGAAGCACAAGAGCAAUUUAUAAACCUUUCCCAAGCUUUGGAUCAAGAGAGAGCCAUCAAAGACAAAAUGGAAGAAGAAUUGAAAACUCUCAGACUGAUGAAACACAAAUUCGAAAGCGUCACAUACAUGGUUCACGACGAAAUGAAAGCCCUUAGAACGGAACGUGACAGAGCGACAGAAGCUGCAAGCAGACUACAAGCAGAAGCUCAACAGGCACUAAAAGAAAGAAACGUUCUCGCUCAUCAAAGUAGUUUGCUCAUGGGAGAAAUUUCAUCGAACGAAACACUCAUGAAAGUUUUGAUGGAGGUUGAAGAUCUCAAAAGAAAACUCGAAGAAGAAACGCAAAAUCACAUUUUAGACGUGCAAAAAUUUCAAGAAAAGUUAGAUGAAAGAGAAACUGAAGCUCAAUUGGAAGUUGUCGAAGAAAAACUACGAUUGGCAGAAGAAGAUUUGCAAAUGGCUUUGGAAAGAGCUGAAAAAGCUGAAAGAGCACAAAAAGAAUUAGAGGAAAAAAUGGCUGAAGUCGAAUCGAAAUUAGAAUCAAACAGUGCGCCAGCUCCACCACCUCUCCCUCCACCACCACCGCCACCCCCAUUAUUUUCAUUGACCUCUAACACCAAUUUAAUUAUAAGAAAAUCAGACAAGUCUUUGACACAUAGAGAAUCUAUAGACGACAUGGCAAACAUUUUGGGCAUACAAAGAACCCCCAAAGCCAAUCAUAACACAAUCAAUGGAGGAGCCAUUAACGAUAUUAUUAAUGAAAUAAAAGGCGGUAAAUUUACUUUGAAAGCAACAGAGAGGCAAAAACUUAAAAAAGAAGAACCGCCCCCAGCCGUUCAAGAAAUGCUUAACAUAAUAGGUACGUUAAAAAGACGAACGGGAAGACCUAAACCUGUCGCAUCAGAUGAUGUUCAAGCAUAA
Messenger RNA from Pediculus humanus corporis (human body louse), 1977 nucleotides. RefSeq names its product Rho-associated protein kinase, putative. Lineage: Eukaryota; Metazoa; Arthropoda; Insecta; Psocodea; Pediculidae. The transcript has 9 exons. The record is from RefSeq and is a predicted model, not a curated record. The coding region runs from base 1 to 1977 and encodes 658 amino acids.